Messenger RNA from Hermetia illucens (black soldier fly), 592 nucleotides. RefSeq lists its product as uncharacterized. Lineage: Eukaryota; Metazoa; Arthropoda; Insecta; Diptera; Stratiomyidae. The record is from RefSeq and is a predicted model, not a curated record. Bases 69 to 569 code for a protein of 166 amino acids. The transcript is spliced from 2 exons.
GCAAACAGUCUGGAGUACACUCGUUCAGAAUAGUUUCUUUCCGUUUGGGGAUUAAAAAUCACAAAGCCAUGUCUCGGACGAAACAAGAUAGUCCUAGGAGGCACCAAGAAGUUUUUCCCGGUCUUUUGUUGAGUUUCGUCCUUAUAAUUGGUGUCCAAGGAAAAGGAACUGCAGAAACAACGGUCUUUAGUUCAGCUUACCCAACUGACGACCCAUCUGAAUCAACGGAAGGUUUAACAGAAUUACCAGAUACUACCACGGAGUUCCCUGUCCUAUGGCCCCCGUAUUCUGAAUCCGCAGACGGGUAUAUCAUCUAUUCAGAUAAAUGCAAAAUUCCAGAACUUCCAAUAUUGACGCAGGAAAUCCAGCCGUUUCUGAAGAAUAUAUCGCGGUUGCCCUGCUUCCCGAUGCCACCCUUAACGAGAAUCAUUCGACACAAAUCAACAGGAAAGCGGAUUUUGUACAUAGACAGGAUAAUGGAGCCUAAGUACUUUACCUGUCCUACUGACUGUUGUUACAGCGAAAUAAGAAAAAUGUCCGGAUUGCAUGCUGAAGAGACAUUUGCGUGAGUGAGUUUGAUAUCUUAGAAUUA